AUGCCGUCGCCGGAGAAGCGUCGUCGGGUGCAGGCGGUGGCGCCGAUGCUGGACAAGAGUGUAAGCAACAACAUAGAGGAGAAAGGUCCUGCUUUUGGGGAUGCUCCGUGCCGUAACAAGGCAACUGGGGUUGACAUUGACGACAGUAGUCGAGAUGAUGCUGAUGGAGGAGACGCUAAUAACAUGUCUCUUUUAUCAAAAACUGUUUUGUCAUGGACAAUCCAGGAUAUAUUAUUGGAUAAUGAGGUUCAGAAAGUACCAACCAAGUUUAAAGGGCUUCAGCAUUAUUUGGAUGUACACUCAAAUCUGCUAAUGGAAGAAGUUCGUAUAACCAUCAAGUCUAGCUUGUUGAAAGUUGAGACUACUCAAUGCUUUCGUGAUUUUGUUGUGUCGUUUGCUGGGCCACCUUCCAUCUAUUACAUUGAUAUUGAUCUUUAUGGAAUUGAUAACUGUCAGCAUGUUGUGAAAGAUGGGGAUCUGUUUUUUCUUAGUACUCAACCAUUAAGGGGUCAGUUAUCAGGUUGUUUUGGUAUUGCCACAGAUGUUGGCUGUGAUAAUCAGUUUCAAAGAAGCUUCAAGAUGUUAGUUUCAGAAAAUCAGAAAAACACUGAUUUAGAAUCAAUCAGAUAUAUUUGUUUUCUUACUAACAUUAUGGAUAAUUUGAACAUAUCAAAGGCAAUGGUCACAAUGUCAUCUGGCAGAUGUGGUAUUAUCAAUUCCAUUAUAAGACGCAAUGAGAAGUGCAAAAAAACAUGCGCAUGUGCUGAGUUAUGUGCAUUUGGAAUUGAAGAUUCCAGUUAUCUCGAAAAAUACAACGAAGAGCAGCAAUGUGCAAUGACAUGCAUUAUGUCGAAAGUAGGUUGUCACCACAACCAUUCAGUUGAUCUUGUAUGGGGGCCUCCAGGUACAGGAAAGACCCGAUUAGCUGCCGGUUUAGCUAUUUGUAUGCUGAAUUUGAGAUUAAGAAUAUUAGUGUGUGUUCCAAAGAAAAGAGAUAUUCAUAUAUUUCUUCAGAGUUUACAGAAAGUUGAUCCAUCAUUCGACUUUAGAGGCAUUGUUGUUCUCAAUAGGCUGAGUAACUCUGAAAGCAUAAAGAAUUGCAACAAAUUACAUGAAAUGAAUUUGGAAAAUAGAGCGCAGGCGCUCUAUUGCUGCAUAUUUUUAUGGAGAAGUUUUGUGAAAGAAUUAGGUUUUGUUUUGGGAUUAAAACCAUACUGCAAGGAAAAAUGCGAUCACGAUGGAUGUACUAUCUGUAGCAAAAGCAAGCUAGCUGUUUUCUCCUUCAGUUCUUUUAAAGAGAAAGUUUGUGCACUUGCUGUAGAUGUAGAAAAAUGUUCACGGAUUUUGAUUGACAGCCUGUCAGAUAUAUUAUUGUCGAACUAUAACAUUGAGAUCUUAAACAAAUUGUUGAGCGGCCUAUCACAUUUGGAGGAUCGCAUUAAGAAUAGUGAUAUAACACAGUCUGGUGUUGAAAAGGAAUUUGGGCUUGCAUCUGGUAUUGAUUUUUCCUGGGAGGAGGUAGGAUGCAAUGUUGCAGAGUUGAAUGAAAUCCGGAUGACUUGUCUUGGGUUGAUAGAGGUUGUUAUGAACUCAAUUGAAUUGCCACAACUGGAUGAUAGAAAGGAUCUUGAGGAAUUCUGCAUUAGACAUAGCCGCAUUAUCAUUUGUACUCCAGUCUGUUCCUCUCAGCUACGUGAGUUAAAGUUGGAUACCAUCGAUAUUUUAUUGGUUGAUGAUGCUGCACAAAUAAAAGAGAUCGACAUGCUUAUUCCACUGUCAUUUUCACCAAGACAUAUUGUGAUGUUUGGGGAUCAUCUCCAUUUGCAGCCCAUGGUGAAAAGUGAGGUUUGUAAAGAAGCUGGAUACGCUUCAAGCCUUUUUCAACGAUUGAUGCACUCUUCUUCUGAAAAUAAGAGACUCACUAAACAGUAUAUGAUGGAUCCUUCGAUUAGUCAAUUCGUGAGUGAAAAUUUCUAUGAGGGUAGAUUGAAGGAUGACUCAACAGUCAAGUCUGAUGACUACAAUAAGCUCCUAAAAGAAUUUCCAGUCCCUGCUUAUGGGUUCUUUGACAUAAGUGGUGUGGAUGAGUUGACAGGCAAAGGAAAAGGCUUUGUGGAGUCUUCUGUAAUCAUGUUCUUGCUUCAGUUUCUUUGCAAAGGUCGGACAAAUGCCAUAGGAAAGAUCAAUGUUGGAAUAAUUUGUCUAUACAACAACCGAAUGGAUGCGCUGAGAAAUCUUUUAGGCAUCAAAUAUGAAAACCACGACAGAAUUAAUAUAGAAGUUAACUCUCUCGGUAAUUUGCAUGAGAAAUGGUAUGAUGUGGUAAUCCUGUCAUCAGUUUCCGAUGAAAAAGCAGAGCUUCUCGAGGGCAGCAAAAUGAAUGUAGCUUUUUCAAGAUCAAGAUACUGCCUGUGGAUUAUUGGAGAAGGUAAAAAUCUGAUUGCGAGUGAAGAUUUAUGGAAGAAGUUAAUUGGAUAUGCAAAAAAUCUACACUGUGUUGCGACAUUGAACAGCAAUGUGUUGUCUAAGGUUAUGAGUCAGUUGAAUGACCGGGACAAAGAUAUACCCACUGCCUCUGCACUUCCAAAGAAGCUAGGGGAAGAAUUUACAUGGGCAGGAAGACCCAAGAAUACAAAAUACAUCCUGGCUCCCCUUCGAGAUCAAAAGGGUGCUCCUGAUACUUGUUCUUUUCAGGCAUGUUUAGGGACAGUCGAAUCAUUAAACAAAUUUCAGUUUUCAUGCUUAAAUCCUCCACAGGAUUUCACAUGGAGUUUGUCACUGAAUGACCUAAAGACUCGGUACGAGAAUACAGUUGCUGAAGAGUUUGCAUCUGAGGAGUGCAAGAAAAGGGGCACGCAUCGAGUGGAAACUGCCCUGAAAAUUCUAAAAGAUGAUGGUGUCAUAGGCCGUGACAAAGUUGACCCUGAGGACCGACUCUUCAAACUCGCAUCAUAUGAGAAGGUUGGCAUCAAUGAACCACAAAAGGUAAGAUGCCUCUCCUAGAGGCUGGAAAUAUAAUGGUAGGACAUUUCCGUGUGUCGCGAAACUACUUCUACUUGAAGCCGGGAGAGAUCUACAGCUAUGAUAAGAGAGUGCCAUACAUCCAUGCCAAGUCCAAUCUGCCGGUUUCCCAUGCCGUUAUGGUUAUUGGUGAUGGACGACAUCGAGAGCCAAUGGCCUCUGCUGCAAAUGACCGUGAGCAUGUUAUGAUCCAGAAUAGUGAAGGGAAGCGGUUUGGGAUUGAUGGGUUGGGAAGAGUUGACAAGCUUUCCUUCCGUGGACUCUACCAGAUCAUUUUGCCAGAUUAAGUUCUCAAAUGCUAAUCACCUUUGCAGGCUGCAGAUUGUGGUUGGAAAUGGUCAUCUGUCUGUCUGUCUGUCUGUCUGUCUGUGUGUGUGUGAUGCAUGCAGUAGAUGCAAAUUAAGCUCGGACAAUGUUCCAUGUAAUAUGUACAGUACCAUAUAUAUACAUGUGAGGUGAGAUUGAUUUUGCUUUUUUGAGAGGAUUGAGGUUAGGCCAGCAGAGCUGUUGACGCAUCAUGUAUGAAUACGGUGGAGAAGUGAGAGAAAUUCUUUGCUGGUUGUUUUUUCUUUAA
Messenger RNA from Oryza sativa Japonica Group (Japanese rice), 3595 nucleotides. Lineage: Eukaryota; Viridiplantae; Streptophyta; Magnoliopsida; Poales; Poaceae. The record is from RefSeq and is a predicted model, not a curated record.